Molecule: messenger RNA, 2085 nt
Organism: Cucurbitaria berberidis CBS 394.84
Lineage: Eukaryota; Fungi; Ascomycota; Dothideomycetes; Pleosporales; Cucurbitariaceae
Product: YccV-like-domain-containing protein
Exons: 3
Coding region: 183-1988 (601 amino acids)
Molecular function (GO): DNA binding; protein binding
Source: RefSeq, a predicted model, not a curated record
CGCGGCCUUAGCUGCCGAGGUGGGGCGAUUCACCAUGCACGCCCGCAUCGUUGACAUUUGCCAACAUUGACGACAUCAUCGCUCUCCGAGUGACGACGCGCUGUCACCCAAACCCCAGCUCUCUCUCGCCAUUGCUACUGUACCUUGGACAGACUUCACUCUUCCAAAUCCACGCCGCCAUAAUGGACGCCACUACGACGCGCCCCUCCUUCACAGACCUCCCCACCGAGAUCCUCGAAUCCAUAUUCCUCCACCUUGACCCACACUCCCUAAUCUCCGUCUCACAAACAAACAAGCUCGUCAAUCAGCUUACAGCGGACGCACCCAUAAUCUGGCGACACCUCUGCUACACGCGCUUCAAGACAUGGGACUCGCGCCACAACAUCGCCUCCAAGUUCUCAGGCCCGCUUUCUGACGUCGAUUGGCGCUCGCUCUUCAUUUCCAAAAUCACCAUCGAGAGACGGACAAGGGAGUUGCUGCAUGCCAUUGUGGCGACGCAACAGGAAAGAAUCAGGCGUAUAAAUGAAAUUGCGGAUUUUGGGUAUGAUGCCAAAGAGACGUUGCUGACGGAAUGCGCGUGUCCCGAUGAUGCAGAAGACGUACUGGCAAGACGAUACUAUGCGAAUGCCGUGCUGGAGCGUAUACAUCGCGAGAUCGCUAUCAACGUCUGGAAGGACUUGCAUCAUGGCAAGCAUGUGCCGAUUGAGAGAGCGCUGGGCGCGUAUGAUGUCUUUGCAAGGGUGGGCGAGGAUGUCGACAACCAUGUCGUUUCAGAGGAUAUCGAUCGCUAUGCGACUGGCGUGCUGGAAGAGUAUCCUGAUUUCGGCGACUUGAGUCCGAGGAUCAAGGCCUCGACACUAGCAACCUACCUUCGCGAUCAGGGUUUCGAGGGCGUGCCGGAUACAUCAUAUCGCGCCCUCUGCAACUCCUUCAUUGGCCUUGUCCUUCGCUCACCAACACACGAAUCCCUCCCACUGAUAUCAGUCGCCAUAUACUGUGCCGUAGCACGACGACUAGGCCUCGAUGCACGGCCAUGCGGCUUCCUCUUUCACGUCUACACCCUUGUCUACGCACCCAAAAACUACACUCUCGACGGCAAGUACAAGCCCACCAGCUCAGAAGAACUGGAUCACAUGUACCUCGACCCGUUCCGUUCGUCCUCUGAAGUGCAACAAGGCGAUCUACAGCGCGUCCUAAGAGACAUGGGCGUUCCGACCACCGAGCACGCCACGUUCCUCUCCGACACGACUACACGGGAAAUGGUCUUGCGUACAGCGCGUAACAUCAUGAACUCCGUACAGACGAUUCGCCAAACUGAAGCUGGUGUAAGAGGCAUUCAGGCGAGUUGGCUACAUGCGUACCCAGACAUGGACAACGCCUUCUACGCAACAAUAUGGGCGAUGCUCCUCCUCGGCCCCAAUGACGACGCGUCGAACCUUUCCAGCACCACCACUCGUCGACGUCAAUACCUACCCUACCUACUUGAGCACUUCCAAACGCAUUUCCCAUGGGAUGUCACACUCCUGUCUCGUUACGUUGUACCCAUGUUUUCCGGCCAGCCUGAGGGACAUCGCUUAUUGCAGUUUGUGCAGAGCAUGCGUCAUGCUGAUGCUUUGAAAAAGCCUGUUCUUCAUAGAACUGAUCGCACCGUGAAUGUAAAUUUUAAAGUCGGCCAGCUGUUCCAGCAUAAGCGAUAUAGUUACGAAGGCGUGAUUACAGGUUGGGACGUAGCAUGCGACGCAGGUGAGGAAUGGAUAGAGAACAUGGGCGUCGACCGCCUACCCAACGGUCGCAACCAAGCCUUCUACCACGUACUUGUCUGCGAUAAAUCCGUCCGCUACGUCGCCGAGGAAAACAUACAACCUGUCGAGCCCAACACUCGCCCUUCAGAAGCUAUACUCAAGCUUGCGGGCCGCCAUUUUAAACGUUGGGACGACGCGGACCACUGCUUUGUGAAUAACGUGCGCGACGAGUAUCCGGAUGACUGAGAACCCCUUGGUCGUUGAUCUCCAUUUUUACGUUUAUGCAAUGUCCCUAUCCGCCCGGUCUUUACCCGAAAUGCAUAGGAGGAACCGAUUCAUGGGC